Molecule: messenger RNA, 4328 nt
Organism: Oncorhynchus gorbuscha (pink salmon)
Lineage: Eukaryota; Metazoa; Chordata; Actinopteri; Salmoniformes; Salmonidae
Exons: 10
Coding region: 168-3281 (1037 amino acids)
Source: RefSeq, a predicted model, not a curated record
UGAAUUCGUCCUAUAAGAAACUCUUAUUUUUUAUUGCGCAACAUUUUCCAUUGCAAGAGGUUUUACUAAGGUGUGGCCGAAUGAAUACACCUGCGUAAGUGAAACCUUUCACACUUAAACAAACUGGUUUUUGCCAAAAGUCUGCUUAUGGCUUUUACAAAUGAAACAUGAGAGAAGAGAGUAAAGUCUGUCGCUUUCCUGACUAUGUGAUGAACUUACACCUGCUUCCUGUAGUUCUGUCAUUGGCAGUCAUCAUAUCUGUCACUCUCUCCCAGGACCUGGUCUCAAUCCAGUUUAAGUCAGAUCCAGUCCUGGUGCAGACUGGCACCGAUGCGGUCUUCACAGUGGUCACAGUGUCCCAGGUGUUUUCCAUCACAUGGGGAUACCCAGGUGGGGUGACCCCCCUGGGGCUUUGGGUGGGGGGCAGUGCAGUGCACAACACUGUGACCCAGUACCAGGGCAGGGUCACCAUCACAGCCACCCAGCUCCGUAUCAGCAGUACCCAGCUGGGAGACGCGGGGAACUACACAGUGCAGGUGGACCCCUCGCCCACCACGGGCCUGGCCCAAAACUCAAGGUCCAUACAGCUCAGGGUAUUCGAUGCAGUGGAUGGCGUGACUAUGUUUGUGCCGUCAGUGGCUCUGGAGGGGGGCAAUGUGUCUGUGCGCUGUACCUGGACCAAGGGGACAGAGACCAGUGUGAUGUGGGGUAAAGGGGGCUCUGUUCUCACCUCGAACUCCAGGGUCACUAUCAAAGGGGGCGACCUGGUGAUCAACCCAGCCAGGAGGGAAGAUGCCGGGGUCUACUCCUGCACCGUCGCUAACCUUGUCAGUGCUCAGACCGCCUCAAAGACCCUCACAGUUUACUAUGGUCCUGACACCCCCGUGCUGAGCAAUGAUUCUCCGGUAGACUGUGUGGGAGGAGCGGAUGCCGUGCUAGGCCAGACGAUCCGUCUCACCUGCGUGUCCGACUCUCUGCCCCCUGCCACUUUCUCCUGGCAAUACAACAAUGAACCCGUGGCGUCUGGACAACCAGACAGUGGCGUGUUCAGCCUCCAGACCUUCUCCACCAACCAGAGCGGCCAAUACAAGUGCGUGGCUAGGAACGCCAUCACGGGCGCCACGUCGGAGAAGGGGACGGGCCUGGCCAUCGUGGGCACAUGCCUCAGUGCAGGGGCAGUGGCUGGCAUAGUGAUUGGCUGUGUGGUCGCUCUGAUCUUAAUCAUCAUGGCCAUCGUACUCCUGGUGCGCUGGAGGAAAGUUGACCGAAGACCGGAGGCCACAGGACAAAAGGGACACCCAGACCUCAUGCUUACACCUCCAGAGCCCCCUCCACCUGGUACCCGGACUUUAGGUGGCCAGCACUCUGUACCACCCGAUGGCCGCGAAAACACACGCACACCGCCACGCGACACUAACACACUUCAACACAAUGGCCAUGCCAACAACAAUGGGUUCCCACACAAUGCCCAACAUCAAAAUGCCAAUUCAUUUCCACGAAAUGCCACCACGCAGGACCACAACACUUUCACACGCACUGCUGCACCUCAGAAUGCCAACACACUCGACACCCUCCCACAGAUGACUCAAAACCACCCGAACAAUCCAAACAUUCUCAUACAAGCGGGUUCUACUCAGGUCGGUGUUAACCUGAACACACCGCCACACAACCAGCAAAAUAGCAACGCACAGGUGGCCACGGUUCACGUCAAUCUCAAUUCCUAUCCAACUAAUGGUCAACAUCCCAACCAACAGUCACAGCAACAAUUUACAAGCCCACAGGACAGUACAAUGCAGUGGAGUGCCACCAAUGUAGCCAACAGUGUUAGUGCUCCUCAAGUUCAAAAUAACAACCCACAAACGGUCACACAGACUGGACAGUCAUACUCCAAUCCCAGGAUGCAACUUGGCGUGUCAUAUCCUGGUGGUCCUUCACAGGUUGACCACAGUAAUUUAGACACUGGUCCUCAAGUCUCUACUGGUUCUGUUCCUACUGGUUACACACACGGUGGUCGAAGUCACACUCUCCAGCGAAAUGCCAACACACAAGCCUGCCUGAGGGACCAGGCUGCUGAUACCCAGCCUAGACACUCCGACCCAGCAGCGGCCAGUUCUGUGCCACCGGAUCCCAGUCAUGCCACACCAAGUGCCAGCUCACACCAUCAACAAAUGCCUUGGGACCGUCUGAGGGGCACCCCGGCGUACCCCAACAACUCCCCCAGAAGGGUACAGGCUUCCCCCGACAGCAGCUACACCUCUGAUAGCACAGAGUCUCCGUCCCAGGCUAGACGAUUUCAACCACACACCCGAAGGAGUGGGCCAGGAGCACGGACCCAGAGCCCCCCACAGAGCCGAUCUACACCCAGGAAGGUUGCACCGACGGCGGACAGACAGGCCCAGAACCUCACCCACACUCAUAGGACGAACAAUCAGCCUGGGGCUCCAAGCCACACACAGUCGCAUAUCAGUUCCCAUGUACGCCAUACACCAAGGCAGAGAGCCCGGCAGGAUGUCAGAGCUCAGUCCCAGAUCACAGCUCAGACCGCUUCUCAAAGCCAGACUGGCCCCAGGCAACAAAAUGCCUCACAUAGCCACCACAACCCCCAGCCGCAACAACAGGGACCAGGCGCUCCACAGGGACUAAUAACCAACAUGCCCCGAGGCACCACACUCAACACUCAAGCUCUAACAAAUCCAAAUCACAUCCCACAGACACAAAUCGGGAUUCAGUAUGGUAGGGGAAACACACAUAUGAUACCGCAGCCCACACAAGACCAGAGACAGGCAGCAACACAAGGUUGGGGUGCAAUAUCACAGCCUGUUACACAGAACCCCAGUAGCCUCACUCAGACGGCCCUGGAGAUGCACACACUGACGACCCCUAACCCUUUUCACAACCGUAACCACCAGACACAGGCCGCCCUGCUCAACACCCAAGCUCGAGGCCCUAACCUUGGGCGCCAGCGGCCCCCCACGCCCCCUCCCGUGAUCCCUCUGGCUCAGUUUCAGACUAUCCCCAGAGAACGCACCCAGCACCAGUCUCCAAACCGGGGCCCCGAUGGUCCUCUCAGGCCCCCAGUCAACAUACACACCACACAGAGACACCCCAACGCCCACCCGCCCCACAGACAUCCCGACGCUACCAUGCCGGCCAACCUGCACUCAGGAAAUGGCCACCACGUGCACGCUGAUAACACACACAGGCACGGCCAAGGUACUCAACAUGCCCACAGGAAUCCUGCCCACCCACGCCAGACCCACCAAGGGAGGCCGAGACACUGAGUGAUGCCAACGGACACACACACACACACCAGCAACUGACAAGAGGAGAAACACAAGCAUGGAUGACUAUGGGAGCCCUACUCUAAAGCAAUGGAGACCAAGCUAAAACAAACGUAUGCACACACACACACACACACACACACACACACACACACACACACACACACACACACACACACACACACACACACACACACACACACACACACACACACACACACACACACACACACACACACACACACACACACACACACACACACACUAUCACACACUAUCACACACUAUCACACACACACACUAUCACACACACUUCCCGCAGUCUCGACUCCUGCCUGUCAAGUGUAUGUUAUUAUCUGUUGAUUUUCAACAGUACCGACAAUGAGUCACUGGAAAACACACACUGAUUUGUCCUUUCUGAAGCACCAUACAACCAAAUAGUAGGAAUGAGAAAAAGGCCUUAUUGAUGGCGAGAAUCUCCAGGCCGUGUGUACGUGGCCUCUCCCAUUCAGCGUGUUCAGAGAGAGAAUGAGGCACUGCCACAACAACGAGGACUUGUUUCCAUUCAUGUCUGUGUGUGUGUGUUGCUCCUUGUGACUAGAAUAAACAGUAACAAGGACAGGAAAAGAGAACCCUUGCUGGACGGAUUCCAAUUGAUUGAAUGGACUUGGCCCCUGGGAACUAUUGUGUGAAAAUUCUGAAGGAAAUAAAAACCCCUCUGUGACUUGCUUUAUUUAAUAUUUCCAUGGAAGUAUUUAUGUGUUGACUUUUUUGUUUACAGAUGCUUCUCUUGACACCACUCAAUUAAGGGGAUUCGCUUCGGCGCCUGGGCUUCGGAAGCAAUGCGCAACUAACUAUGAAGGAGACCCCACAAAUGGAUGGGCCGCUUAUUAAUUAAGCGCUUUUCGGCGGCUUAAAUGACUCGGAAAAUAAUAGCGGCCAUGCGUGGAGGAGGUCAGCACAAAGAAGCUGCUGAGCUGCAACAUUUUCCCCGACUCAGCAAAGCAAAACAAUUUGCUCUGGGACUACAAUGUUCUUUUGUGUGGG